AGCAAAAUACAUAUUUUGCAUCUUCGAAUAUACUGAUUCUACGACCAUCUUCUAUCCCAACAAAAAACCCCAAAUGCAACCAUGAAUGAAAAUUGCGGCGAUUUCAACCUUUCAAAUGGGAACUCCGCCUCUGAUUGGAGCGAUUUUCUCAUCGAAAAGCAUUCCUCUUUACACAAGCUCUUUGCCGCCUCUCUCGAUUUCGCCAUUGAACUUUCUAAUCGCCUUCUUCAGCUCGACGAUUUGUUCGAAUCCACACUCAUGAGUCAUGUCGAUGACGGCAACGACAACCGCCAGAAGAGGAGCCGCCUAGGCCGUAUCGAGGAUUUCGACGUGCUGAAGGCGUGCAUCAAGCUCAGGAUCGGGUUCGAGUCGGAUUCGCUGGAUCUGUAUCCCAGACUUUUCAAUGCACUCCCAUGGGAUUCUACUACGCCGUCAACAAGCAGUACAACGAGAUCUUGUCGCGCACUUCUUUCGACUCGUCCAUCUUGUUCUGUCUCACUCCAGUGGAAGUAGAUUUCAGCAGAUCUUGAAGUCGAAGCACUGGAGGCUAAAAAGUCGAAUCCCCAGCUGUCUGUGGAGCAGCCGGAGGAAAACUCAUCUAAUCUCGAGCAGAGAUCUGAAGCUACGUUAUCUUGGACGGCACCCGGCGGCUGGGGACUAGACUCCCGAUGAGGGAUUUCGGGAAAUAGAGUGGCAAUUUCGUGGAUUGAUGUGCCAUUUUUAGGAAGCGGAGUAGAAAGAAAAGAAUUCAAUCGGAGAAGAUGAAGUUAGGAGAAAGAAUAUGAGAAUAAAAAUAAAUAAAAAGAUAAUUCGAAU
Linum trigynum is the source of this 816-nucleotide messenger RNA. The record is from the annotation of a GenBank genome assembly. Lineage: Eukaryota; Viridiplantae; Streptophyta; Magnoliopsida; Malpighiales; Linaceae.